Messenger RNA from Colletotrichum godetiae, 1991 nucleotides. Its product is annotated as feruloyl esterase. The record is from RefSeq and is a predicted model, not a curated record. Bases 379 to 1977 code for a protein of 532 amino acids. NCBI's taxonomy places the organism in Eukaryota, Fungi, Ascomycota, Sordariomycetes, Glomerellales, Glomerellaceae. The transcript has a single exon.
CAGCGGGGUAGUACUAACCAAGUCACCGAGUUACAUCAUGGAGCCACGCACUCUCGCUCUUGUGACUAACUACCACCCAACCACUUUCGAGAGAUGCGUGGGACAACUUGGAGUUCCCACUUUGAAUGGGAAUCUCGGGGGUUCACUUGGCAUACAUGGUAAGAUCCCCGCAAUCUUACCCGGCUUCCCGAGGCAAUUCACUAGCACUUCCCCUCGCAAACAUCUGCUUUGGUGGAGUUGAUAGGCAAUAGGCGUGGAAGAGGGCAUACAAAAGGAACCUUAUAUGGUGAUGGCUGUUGCUCUUGAUGGAUAUUCAAGCCACAUAUCAAGUCGAUAGGUGUUAUUCCCCAAAUUCCUACCCUUUGCUUGAUAUUCGCCAUGUUACUUGGGUUUUUGUUGACAGUCCUAGGCCAAAGGGUGUUUGGCUUGCACAAUAAAGAUUGUGGCAGUUCUCAGCCGCUGGUCUGCAACAAAUUGGAGAUACCGCCAAUCGAUGGCCUUGAUGUCAUAUAUGUCGAAAGAAACGAGGUCCACAACUACGCCCUACCAACUCAACCAGCCUCGAAAUUUGAUUUUUGCAACUUUACUCUGACACUAAAUCACAAUGGCGCAGAUGAUGUUGUGUACGUGAGCAUCUGGCUGCCCCUUGAGGAUGCUUGGAACGGCCGCUUUCUCGCCACUGGUGGUGGCGGACUUGCAGCUGGAACCUUUGCCUCAGCUCUCGCUGGCCCCGUUUCGAAGGGUUUCGCUGCUGGAUCUACGGAUGCUGGGCUGACGUUGAAUCACACCAUUGAUGCAAACUCUGGGCAGUGGGCUCUCAGGGCCGACGGCAGCAUUAAUGAGCCCUUGAUGGAGAACUUUGCCACCCGGUCCAUUCAUGAGAUGGCACUUAUUGGCAAAGAGGCUGUCAAGGCAUUCUACGGCACCGGUGCCCAUCACUCCUACUACAGCGGCUGCUCUCAAGGUGGAAGACAGGGCUAUUUCGCUGCCCAAUACAGUCCCCAUGACUUCGAUGGUAUCCUAGCCAAUGCCCCUGCCAUCAACACCCCCCAAUUGUCUCCUGCAGACUUUUGGCCCUCAGUGGUCAUGGGUAAUAUUGCCGCACCGCCGCAAUGUGUGUUCUCGGAGUUUCAAAAAGCAAUCAUUUCGGAGUGCGAUUCUCAGGAUGGCGCGGAAGAUGGCCUCAUAUCAGCCCCCGAGAAGUGUCAAUUUGAUACGAGCCAACUCGUGGGGCAAAAUCUCAACUGUACUGAUACUGGCGAACCUGUUGUGAUCACGGAAGACUUUGCGGAAGUUGUUGCCAAAAUCUUGGAAGGUUCAAGAACGACAUCAGGCAACUACUUGUGGUAUGGGAACCCACCAGGCGCGCCCUUCAUGGGUCUCGCAGACACGAAGACGGUUGAUGGUGUCACCGUGCCUGUACCCUUCGCCGCGGCCGAAGCAUGGAUGCGAUACUUUGUAUCCCAGGAUCCCGAUCUUGAUACUGCGUCUCUUACGUUUGCGGAGUUUGAGAACAUUUUCAACGAGUCUGUGGCAAAGUACACGAAGCCUUUCGGAUCCGAUGAUCCCGAUCUCACAGAGUUCAAGCAAGCCGGUGGGAAGCUAUUGACUUGGCACGGCAUGGGUGACCCUCUCAUUACCCAUCUCGGAACAAUCCUAUUUUGGGACAGACUUCAAGAGAAGAUGGGUGGUUCAAGAUCUCUGGAGAGCUUCUAUCGGUUGUUCUUGGCACCGGGGGCGGGACAUUGCGGUGGCGGGUACGGCCCCGUCCCUCUUGAACCACUCUCCGUUCUCGUCGACUGGGUCGAAAUUGGCAAGGUGCCCGACACUUUGUUUGCUAUCACGACACAGGACGGCGUCAACACGACUCGGAAUCUUUGUCCUCAUCCCCAAUAUAUCAAAUACAAAGGGACUGGGGACUUAAAAAAUGCUGCGAGCUUCGGUUGCGAGCAAGAGGCGGCCGAUUCAUGGCUAUGAAUACAGUUGCCGCA